Cloeon dipterum is the source of this 3916-nucleotide messenger RNA. It is a transcript of the gene Hmt4-20, whose product is annotated as Histone methyltransferase 4-20. The record is from RefSeq and is a predicted model, not a curated record. The transcript is spliced from 7 exons. Gene Ontology annotation, cellular component: nucleus. Gene Ontology annotation, molecular function: histone H4K20 methyltransferase activity; protein binding. Bases 272 to 2284 code for a protein of 670 amino acids. Lineage: Eukaryota; Metazoa; Arthropoda; Insecta; Ephemeroptera; Baetidae.
UUCGAAGAAAAAUUGCGACAACCAGCUGAUAUACCGUUAACUCGUGCUCUGCAGGAUCGCCAUGAUUGACUGCCUAGGUGCGUCUAAAAACUUUUCAUAUUUGACUGGUUUUCUGCCAAAAAUGCUGGCCUGCUGCUGAUCUAGGCGUCUGUUAUUAAGGUGAAUUCUAAACACUCUCAUGUCGUGGACAGUUGGAAGGCGAACUACAGGAAGUUGAAUACUGUAUUGUUGUCGUCAUUAAAAGGCAGAGGUGCUUCAACCCUGUCAUAAAAUGACCAUGGUGUGCACGCCUAGGAUGCUGGUGGACACUGUGCCCAAGAACAACUCAAGCAAGCCUCAAGCUGUGGCCAUGUCGCCCAAAGAGUUGUCCGACAAUGAUGACAUUGCUACAUCGAUCAUCGUUGAUCCCUAUUUGGGCUUUGUCACGCACAAGAUGAACAUCAGGUAUCGGCCUGUGAAAGCAAACAAGGAAGAAUUCAAACGAAUUGUGAAAGAUUUUACCAAGAACCAAAACUACGAGAGGGCCUUUAAACGUCUUGCUUCUGUGGACGGCGUCAUGGGUGCCUACAUGUCAAAAAAUAAGCUAAACCAACAAACCCUUAAAGAACACAUUUACCGGUAUCUGCGGGUGUUUGACAAAAACUCUGGCUUCUCUAUAGAGCCAUGUUAUCGGUACUCUCAAGAGGGUCAGAAAGGGGCCAAAAUUUGUGCCACCAAAAAGUGGUACAAGAAUGAAAAGAUCUCAAUGCUUGUCGGGUGCAUAGCAGAGUUGACGGAGCAAGAGGAAGAGGUUCUGCUGCACCCUGGCAAAAAUGACUUUUCUGUCAUGUACAGCUGCCGAAAGAACUGCGCACAGCUCUGGCUCGGGCCGGCAGCUUACAUCAACCAUGACUGCCGUGCGAACUGCAAAUUUGUCGCUACGGGACGAGACACGGCUUGUGUGAAAGUCCUGAGGGACAUAGAUGUUGGAGAAGAAAUCACCUGUUUUUAUGGUGAGGACUUCUUUGGAGAUGGGAACUGCUUCUGCGAAUGCGAAACUUGCGAAAGGAGAAGCACUGGCGCUUUUGCUAAGAGUGACAAAAACACAGAAUCAAAUGGACGGUACAGAUUGCGAGAGACGGACAACAGGUUGAACCGGACGAAGACAGUCGAAAACAAACCCAAAGAAGAAGAAAGUGAAAAUGCGUCCAAGUCUCGGUUAAGUGUGUCGGAACUAAGGCAAAAGGGGUUGACCAAGUAUGACGCGGAAAUGUUGCUCGCGCAAGGCUGCACGUUCACAGACUUUGAGUAUUCGGGUGGAAAGCAGCAACCAAAGGAGCUGCGCAAAAGAUCUAGAAACUCGGUCCGUAGCAAGCAGGGGGACCGGCUUCGUGCGUCCGAGGACGCGCAGAGUACUGGCAGCAGCGACCAAGACUCUGCCUCCACGGGCGCAGAUUCCGUAGCCGAAAUGCCGCUGAGAGAGGGAAUCACGCUGCGCAACCACAAAAGACUCGCAGGGCUGACGCUGACUCAGCAGCAACAACUGCAAGAGCUUCGAGACGACGAAAUCCAGAGACGCUCAACAAGACUGCGUUCCGAGGAGGCCGAGUACGCAAGAAAGUUCGCAGAGCUCGAUAUCUGCUCAGGUAAAGCACGGAACAAUGGCGUCCGAAGGCAACCAAGCAGAGCAGUGGCGAAAAAUUCGCGGUACUCUUCUGCUCCGAGCGAGGAGGAGUCUACAGUGAAGGUCAGUGGAGACGUUUUCCCUGCUGAAGAGGUCAAGUGGGAAGAGGAGGAGGAAGAAGAGGAGGAAAAGUGGGAGAUAGAGGAGGACAAUGAGGUGAAAGUGGAACCAGAGGAACGGUGCGUGACGCCUCCGCACCGCUCGGUGAAACUCACUCUGAAACUGAAGAGAAGUCCCAUGAUUGACGAAAUCAUCGAAAGUGGUCUUCCAUUCGACUCUAGCGCCUCGCACAUGAGGCCCGAGUACGAGGUUCUCAAAGUGGAGGGAGUGAAUCUGGAUACAAACGAUUCGCCGAGUUCGCCUGGCGGCAGCAGCAGCAGCAGUUGCAGCAACAGCUGUGACUCGCACCAUCGGAAAAAGCACAAAGUCAAGCGGGCGAGCCGUAAAAUGCGGAGGGAACUUGAAAGCGAACUGAGUGUUUUUGACACUUUGCCUGACUUAACACCGCCACCACCUGCUGCAAGACCCCCAAUGAAAAGGCUAAGACUGAUCCUGGGAAAUGAGACUUGCACCAUAGAUAUUCCUCCACCUGCACUGCCGCCUCCACUGUCUCCCCCUUAACUAUCGCUCUCUUCUAGGUUAAUUAAUUUCCUAGUUCACUUAAAAAAUUCCUAUAUCUGAUGAAACUGUUGUGGAUUGACUAUCUUUUUCCUUUUUUUUUCAACGUGUCAACUACGGUUGCCUAGCCAAAAAUUACGGGGGAAAUGAAGCAAUGUAAUUCUUGAUUCAUGACUGGCAUUCGCGGCUGGUGCUUAUAACAUGAAGCAGGGAGACGAGGCAACCGUUUUGAGCUUUUUAGGAUUUUUAUGCUGCUGAAUUUUUACGAUUGCGCAUAAUUUAAUGAAAAUCUUUGGAAAUUAAAUUUCAUACCAAAUCAGUACUUUCAUUAAUGAGACGCUAUUUUGUUAUCUCAGUUCCUAGUCCAUCGUCUACAAGCCUCUAUUAGUUGAAACUUUCAAGCUACUGAACUGCCCCAUGUCCCUUUUUAUAACCGCAAGUAUCUGUCUAAGCAUAAAGUUACUGUAAUCCAUCCACGGAUGCUUUUUAAGACAGGUUAUAAAAUACAAUAGGCUAAUUUUUUAUUCAAAUAUUUGUUACAUAAGUGAUACUCUUGAUAUCUUGUGAUACAAUAUGUAAUAUGAAGUAGAGGGCAAUGCACGUAAUAUUCUUUUCGCAUUGUUUUGUCAUCAGCAAGCACAUCAAUUUAAUUAAUUACUUUGUUGGUCUGCAUCUAUUUGAGAAAUCACGUUCUAACCAUUAUAAGGUUGCUGGGUGAGAAGCUGCUUUUAUGUCGAGCAACCGUUCACAUGCAAGGCAUUCAACUUCCAAGCAUCCAUUGGUUUUAAAUCAACUGUGUGUGCAGGUAGUUCGUGUAUAAAUGUGAAUAAUUUAGUUAUUGGUGAAUUGACGACUUCGGCUUUUGAAUUUUUAAGGCAGCUGCUAAACAAAAAUGUUUGCACUAAAAUUUUCGUGAGUUGUAUUUUAGCUGUAGUUUUCUUACUUCAAAAGUUAGGGUAUGAAUGACGUUGCUAGUGUGAUAUGCUGAAUAUGUAUGAUUUAAAUUUUUUUAAUUAUUUCCAAGUUGUUGUUAUGACUUAAAUUAUUUUUAGUUUCGAUGAUGGCAUUCAGGGAAUCAACCAUAUUAAAAUUUGCUCUCGAGGCAUCUUUCAACUUUGCAAUACAUUAUUAGUAUCUCUCCACAUUUGUGAUGCAGUUUUGCCAUAAUAUAAUCACUGGUUUUUAAACUCACUCUAUUUGAAACUCCUCUUGGAAAUUAAUUUACUGUGCAUGUAUUUUGAUUAGCGAAUUAAGGUGAUUGAAGACUGGCUCAGAUGUAAAAUCAAACGGUAUUUUCAAGUGAAAGUAUGUAAAUAUUAUUACCAUUGAAUUGGCCAUAGAUUGUCUUAAAAAAUUUGUAUUCCUUUCUUCACGCACCUAGUUUUGAUAAUUUUGGAGAUAGUAAUCAAAGCUAUGUAGCUUGAUUUAAUCUGAUUCCAUCUAAUUUUAGUCUGCAUUUUUUCAAUAACUAAACAAAGCAACAUUCUUUUUCUUAGAAUUACAUUACAAAUGUUUUUCAGAUGGUAAGAUCGCCCUGAUUUGUAUUUCGUUUGCCACUGUGUUCAUAAUUAAUUUAACUGUCCGCACUCACAUUGAUUUUGUGGCUGUUGAAAAUAAAGUUGCUCUAAAUUAUGA